Messenger RNA from Ochotona princeps (American pika), 7763 nucleotides. RefSeq names its product supervillin (gene SVIL). The record is from RefSeq and is a predicted model, not a curated record. Gene Ontology annotation, biological process: barbed-end actin filament capping; actin filament severing; cytoskeleton organization. Lineage: Eukaryota; Metazoa; Chordata; Mammalia; Lagomorpha; Ochotonidae. Gene Ontology annotation, cellular component: cytoplasm; actin cytoskeleton. The coding region runs from base 446 to 7393 and encodes 2315 amino acids. Gene Ontology annotation, molecular function: actin filament binding; phosphatidylinositol-4,5-bisphosphate binding. The transcript is spliced from 40 exons.
ACAAGCAGGGAACUAGAAGGGAAGUGGAACAGUCGGGACACAAACUGGCACCCAUAGGGGAUGCUGACACUUGCAAGUAGAGGAUUAGCCAAUGGAGCCACCACAACCGGCCCCUACAGCAAAAUCUUAUUCUAAAAUAAGCACCCCAAGCUUUAGGAGCUAGAGCCAAAGCCUUCUGAAAAGUAUGAUUAUGUGUUGUGCCUGGCUUGGUGAACAGCCAGAAAUCUCUGCUGCAAAAAAACGUCUGGGUUGAGCAUCCUGCUUGCUGUUGUUUUCCCAGCUGUCCUGCACCCUCAGGUUUAGGACUGAAAGUGACUUGGAGCCACUGGCAAUCAGGGUGGGGUGGGUGGGGGAUUAGCGUGAUUAUCUGGGAGGAAUCAUCUGGACUUCAACCUGUUACCUUGGCCCUUCUGCUUUCGCGAUUUUAAAAGCACAGGAGAAAGCAAUGGCAACGAGAAAAGGUUUGGUUCUCUCUGCUCGGGGCCCGCCGCCUCUCACAGACAGAAGUGUGUGGCCGACAUUCAGUAUGCCGUGGGCCAGGCCAGAUUUCAACAAGAACUUGAGUUUCCGUGGAUUUCCACACCAAACAAAAGUUCUCAGCUUUCAGAAAGAGUGCUGCCCUGAAGAUAAAGAACAGCUCCCGAAGCACAAGCGAGGGAUUGAUGCUAAGCUUCUAGCUGCACUUCCGAAAGUGGCAGAAUUAAGAAAGAUCUUUGAACCAAAGACGAAAGAAUUUUUAGACAUGAAAAGAAAAGAAAGAAUUGCCAGGCGCCUCGAAGGCAUCGAGAAUGACCCGCAGCCCCUCCUCCUGCAGAGCUGUACGGGCCUGGUGACGCACCGCCUGCUGGAGGAAGACACGCCCAGAUACAUGCGCGCCUCGGAUCCUGCCAGCCCGCACACCGGCCGAUCAAAUGAAGAGGAGGAAACCUCGGAUUCGUCCUCAGAUAAGCAGACUCGGUCCAAGUACUGCCCAGACUCCUCAGGCGUCCAUGGUGAUGCAUCCUACAACACAAGCACCACGGACACCCAUGGGCUUGAGUCCAAAGCAGAGAGGAUCGCCCGGUACAAAGCUGAAAGGAGGCGACAGCUGGCCGAGAAGUACGGGCUCACGCUGGGGCCAGAGGGUGACUCCGAGUACCUCUCCCGCUAUAGCAAGUCCAGGAGGGACCACGAGGUGGUGGACAAGCGGGCAGGGAGAGGCGAGAAGCCAGAGGAGCCUGGCCAGGAAUCAAGUUCUCUGUACUCCCGGAGUUGUGCAGUGGAGGCCAGGGAUCACAGGGAGCUCUUGUUGAAUGUGGAAAACCAGAGACGUGGCCAGGAGGAGCAGGCUGCCCUCAGGCAUGCUGCCCAGGACCUGCCCGCCACGACUGAAAGCCCCUCAUCCUUCUUCUCUGGCCGAGACUCCUCCUGCACCCAAGUGCCAAGGUCCCCACAGCAAAUGCACAGCUCGUCCCUGCAGCGGCCAGCCUCCCCAAGCCACUCAGCAGGUGACGCACCUCUGCCCCAUGAGACCCGAUCCAGUCCGGGGAGACCCAAACACGAGUGGCUCCUCCAGAAAGAUGCCGAGGGGGACACAUCUUCACUCAUCAACUGGCCCUCCAGAGUUAAAGUGAGAGAAAAAUUGGUGAAAGAGGAGAGUGCCCGCAGAAGUCCCGAUGUGGCCCCAGAGGCCCUGUCUCAGAGGAGACAUCAGCCAGUGUCAGUGCAGUACCUGUCCUUCCAGUCCGAACACUCAGCCUUCGAGAGGGUGGCCAGCACUGGCCGCCGGCCCCUCCGUGGCUGCGUGCAGCCGGCAGACCCUGGGCACACCGCCCAACUGGUGGCCUUGGAGACCCCAGAGAGCAGCUCUGAAUGCAGCUGGGUGGGCGCCACCGCUCAGGACACCACGAGGCCACCCGCCUUGAAGAUUCUGGAAGAAGAGAGGAAAGGCGCCCGCCACAUCUGUGAAUCCAAAGCAGAGGAGGACAUGGUCAAGAAGAGCCUGAAGAUGCCCUUGACCUUGGAGGACAACAGGCCUGGUGGCAGCCAAGAAGUUCUCUCUGGAAAGGAGGACUCUGCUGAGCCUGUCCUUGGCAUGAUGGCCAUGGAACAUCCUUGGAAAGAUCUUCAAAGUCUGACAUCACCCACAGCUGAGCGCCAACCCCCGGAGAGACCAGCCCGGAGCGAGGUGGUCCUGUAUGUGCAGAGCAAGCCAGCGUCCCAAGAGGCCCAGCUGGCAGGCCAUGCCAACGAGGCACCUGCUAGGAAGCACCGGGUUCGCACCCGCUCACUAUCUGACUUCACUGGCCCGGCUCAGCUCCUCAAGGGCAAGGACCCAGCUGCCAGGCGAGGGCCGGAGCCAGUGAGUUCCAAGGCCGAAGUGCCCUGGGCAGAAGCCAGCCUGCUAGACACCAAGGUCUCUGUCGCCCAGCUCCGAAGCAUGUUUCUGGAGUCUGCCAGUGCCCGCCAGAAACCUGAACUCCCAUCCCGGGUGCAGAAGUCAGCUGAAGGAGCUAGCUUGACCUCCUACGCGGACCGGGAAAGAGGGUCCCGGAAACCAAGGCGCUAUUUUUCUCCUGGUGAAAAUAGGAAAACUUCUGAGAGAUUUAAAACUCAACCCAUAACCUCAGCAGAGCGAAAGGAAUCAGAUAGGUGUACUUCAAGUUCAGAAAUGCCAACUGCAGAAGAUGAAGAAAAGGUGGAUGAACGGGCCAAGCUGAGUGUAGCUGCCAAAAGACUCCUGUUCAGGGAAAUGGAAAAGUCGUUCGAGGAACCCCAGUUUCCCAAGCGGCGCUCUCGCAAUGCAGCGGUGGAACAGAGGCUGAGGCGCCUGCAGGACAGAUCCCACACCCAGCCCAUCACCACCGAGGAGGUGGUCAUUGCAGCCACCGAUCCUAUCCCUGCUUCUCCGCGUGCUGGGGUCACCCACCCACUCAUGGCGAGACUUGCCAACCCCACAGUAGCUAAGAGCACGGUGCCACCUGCCAGGCUACAGGCUUCUGCUCAGCAAAAGACCGCAGCCAGGGAGCCGACAAUCGAGGGCAAAGAGGAUGCUGAACUGGGAGAACCUGAUUCCUCCACUCUCAGCUUAGCGGAGAAGCUGGCCUUGUUUAACAAACUAUCCCAGCCGGUCUCCAAAGCCAUUUCCACCCGCAACAGAAUUGACCUGAGACAGAGAAGAAAGAACGCCCGCUAUCAGACGCAGCCCGUCACCCUCGGAGAGGUGGAGCAGGUGCAGAGUGGAAAGCUCAUCCCGUUCUCGCCUACCGUGAACACAUCCGUGUCCACCGUGGCCUCAGCCGUCCCCGCCAUGUACGCUGGGGAGCUCCGCGCGAAGCUGCCAGCGCCUGCCGCCACCGUCGCCGACAAUAUGGGUGCCCCUGAGGACAAGUUGCCUUCUGGGAUGGAGAGUGUUGAUUCUGCCACAGUGAGGAGCAUUCUGAAGCCGCACGCCUGGCAGCCUGUGGCAGAGGGGAGUGGGAGCAGAGGAAUGUCGAGAGAAUGCAGAGAGCCGGAGAGCAGGAGAGCUUCGGUGGUGGGAGACGGCGGCGGUGGCGUGAAGAAACCCGGAUUGCCAGAGGACGGGGAGCCUUGGCACCCCAUCCCGAGCAGAGACGGCCCCAGGGAACCCCUGUAUGCAGUUCCCCGAAGAGGGAGUCUGGAACCGGCAGCCACUCCGGCUGGCGAGGAACUGAAGGAAUUUUCCAGUGCAAAAAGCAGUGCCCAAGAGAACGCGGAGUUGCAGGACAGACAGCCCUUGGCAGAAAAGCUGGAGGUGGAUGUCGCCAAAAGAAAGUUCUCGCUACGAGCCACGGAGUUCCGGGAGUCCACUUCCGAGCAGCCAGAUACAGUUGAUGGGAAGACCGUGGCCCCGCCUGCAGCCCCCGCCUCCUGGAGGCAGCAGGAGUCCCCGGAGCGGCUCCUGGAGAAAAGUUCCAAGAGCCCGUGCGCCAUGUUCGCUGCCGGAGAGAUCAAAGCGCUGGCCGGGGAGAGCACCGUGGACUCGCCCAGCAAGACCAUGUCCAUUAAGGAGAGGUUGGCGUUGUUGAAGAAGAGCGGGGAGGAAGACUGGAAAAACAGACUGAGCAGGAAGCAGGAGUUUGGGCAGACCUUGGCUGGGGCCAGCAUGCACCUGCCGGACUCAGAGCUGCUACUACACAAGAGGGAAGAAGGGGAAGUGACAGAUGAUAAUGCCAUUUCUAAUCUGCUUUGGGAACCUGUGUAUGCUACCGCUUACUCUCCUGCCCCACCUGCUGCCCAUAAACACCUGUCUUUUGUAUCUGUUAACCAGCGGGUGACUGACAGCCGGGAGACCCAGAUGACCAUUGAAGAGAGGAAGCAACUCAUUACCGUGAGAGAGGAAGCCUGGAAGACAAGAGGCAGAGGGGCUGCCAAUGACUCCACCCAGUUCACUGUGGCUGGCAGGAUGGUGAAGAGAGGUCUGGCCUCCCCUACCGCCAUCACACCAGUGGCAUCCCCAGUUGGCACCAAGGCAAGGGGCACCACGCCAGUCUCCAAGCCAUUGGAAGAUAUCGAAGCCAGGCCGGAUAUGCAGCUGGAGUCCGACCUGAAGCUGGACAGGCUGGAGACUUUCCUCAGGAAGCUCAACAGCAAAGGAAUGCAAGAGACUGUACUCAGUGUCACGGGGCAAUCUGUCAAGGAGGUGAUGAAGCUGGACGAUGACGAAACCUUCGCCAAGUUCUACCGAAGCGUGGACCACAAUGUGCCCAGAAGUCCCGUGGAGCUGGAGGAGGACUUCGAUGUUCUUUGCGAUCCCUGUACACCCAAGCUAACAUUCUCUGUGGCCGAGCACAAGCGCUCGGUCCGGCCCAAGCGCCGGGUACAAGCUUCCAGAAACCCCCUGAAGAUGCUGGCCGCCCGGGAAGACCUCCUGCAGGAGUACACGGAGCAGAGACUCAACGUUGCCUUCAUGGAAUCCAAGCGGAUGAAAGUGGAGAAGCUGUCUUCCAACUCCAACUUCUCAGAAGUGACCCUGGCUGGCUUAGCCAGUAAAGAAAGCUUCAGCAACAUCAGCCUGCGGAGCGUCAACCUGACCGAGCAGAAUUCCAACAACAGUGCUGUGCCCUACAAGAAGCUGAUGUUGCUGCAGAUCAAAGGAAGAAGACACGUGCAGACAAGGCUGGUGGAACCACGGGCACUAUCACUCAACAGCGGGGACUGCUUCCUGCUGCUGUCCCCUCAGCACUGCUUCCUGUGGGUCGGGGAGUUCGCAAACGUCAUAGAGAAAGCCAAGGCCUCAGAACUUGCGACUUUAAUUCAGACAAAGAGAGAGCUUGGUUGUCGAGCAUCCUACCUGCAGACCAUUGAAGAAGGCAUUAACACACACACGCAUGCAGCCAAAGACUUCUGGAAACUGCUGGGCGGCCAAACCAGUUACCAGUCUGCCGGGGAUCCCAAAGAGGAUGAACUGUACGAAACAGCCAUCAUAGAGACCAACUGCAUCUAUCGGCUGGUGGAUGACAAGCUCGUGCCGGAUGACGACUACUGGGGGAAAAUCCCCAAGUGCUCUCUUCUGCAAUCGAAAGAGGUAUUGGUGUUUGAUUUUGGUAGCGAAGUAUAUGUAUGGCACGGGAAGGAAGUCACGUUGGCGCAACGGAAGGUCGCGUUCCAACUGGCCAAGCACCUGUGGAACGGAACCUUUGACUAUGAGAAUUGUGACAUCAACCCGCUGGACCCCGGAGAGUGCAAUCCGCUUAUCCCCAGGAAAGGUCAAGGUCGGCCGGACUGGGCCAUAUUUGGGCGACUCACAGAACAUAAUGAGACGAUUCUGUUCAAAGAGAAAUUCCUUGACUGGACAGAACUGAAGAGGCCCAACGACAAGAAUGGGGGGGACCUCGCCCAGCAGAAGGAAGACCCCAGAGCCGAGGUCAAGGCUUGCGACGUGUCGCGAAUGGUUGCCGUGCCCCAGGUGACGACCGCCACCAUUCUGGACGGGGUGAACGUGGGCCGCGGCUAUGGCCUGGUGGAAGGCGAUGACCGGAGGCAGUUUGAGAUCACCAGUGUCUCUGUGGACGUGUGGCACAUCCUGGAGUUCGACUACAGCAGGCUCCCCAAGCAGAGCAUUGGGCAGUUCCACGAGGGAGACGCCUAUGUGGUCAAGUGGAAGUACAUGGUGAGCACCUCAGUGAGCAGCCGGCAGCGGGGUGAGCCCUCGGCGAGAGUGGCCGGCAGAGAGAAGUGUGUCUACUUUUUCUGGCAAGGUCGCCACUCUACAGUGAGCGAGAAGGGAACUUCGGCCCUGAUGACCGUGGAGUUGGACGAAGAGAGGGGAGCCCAGGUGCAAGUUCUACAAGGGAAGGAGCCCCCCUGUUUCCUGCAGUGCUUCCAGGGGGGCAUGGUGGUACACUCGGGGAGACGGGAGGAGGAAGAAGAGAAUACACAGAGUGAGUGGAGGCUGUACUGUGUGCGAGGAGAAGUGCCUGUGGAGGGCAGCCUGCUAGAAGUGGCCUGCCAUGGCAGCAGCCUGCGGUCACGCACGUCCAUGGUGGUCCUGAACGUGAACAAGGCCCUCAUCUACCUGUGGCACGGAUGCAAGGCUCAGGCCCACACCAAGGAGGUCGGCAGGACCGCGGCCAAUAAGAUCAAAGAGCAGUGUCCUCUGGAAGCAGGCCUGCACAGCAGCAGCAAGGUGACCAUUCAUGAAUGUGACGAGGGCUCUGAGCCGCUGGGCUUCUGGGACGCUCUGGGCAGGAAGGACAGGAAGGCCUAUGACUGCAUGCUGCAAGAUCCUGGCAGUUUUAACUUCGCCCCUCGCCUCUUCAUCCUCAGCAGCUCUUCGGGGGACUUCUCGGCCACAGAGUUUGUGUAUCCUGCCCGGGCUCCCGCCGUGGUCAGUUCUAUGCCCUUCCUACAGGAGGAUCUGUACAGUGCACCCCAGCCAGCUCUCUUCCUGGUUGACAACCACCACGAGGUGUACCUGUGGCAGGGUUGGUGGCCCAUUGAGAACAAGAUCACAGGAUCGGCACGCAUCCGCUGGGCCUCGGACCGCAAGAACGCCAUGGAGACAGUUCUGCAGUACUGCCGAGGGAAAAAUGCCAAGAAGCCGCCCCCCAAGUCCUACCUGAUCCACGCCGGGCUGGAGCCCCUGACCUUCACCAACAUGUUCCCCAGCUGGGAGCAUAGGGAGGACAUUGCCAGCAUCACGGAGAUGGACACGGAAGUUUCCAACCAGAUCACCCUGGUGGAGGAUGUGCUGGCCAAGCUCUGCAAGACCGUGUAUCCCCUGGCUGACCUCCUGGCCCGCCCACUCCCAGAAGGCGUUGACCCGCUGAAGCUGGAGCUCUAUCUCACAGAUGAAGACUUCGAGUUUGCACUAGACAUCACCAGGGAGGAGUUCAACGCCCUGCCCUCCUGGAAGCAGGUGAACCUGAAGAAAAGCAAAGGCCUGUUCUAGCUGCCUGGAGAUGCCGGAGGCCACCUGCGACGCACCAGGAAACAAUGAGCAUAUGUGUACUUUUUUUUUCGCGGAUUGGUGUUUUUAAACAAGUCUUUUUAAGCCAGAAUUUUCCUAAUGUGACCGUAUGAUUGACACAGCUUGUCUUUGGUGAGUGCGGAAGAGAACUUUCCACGAGCCUGCAGGUGUUAAGUGUCGGCUCCUGCCAGGUGCACUUGGGCCGGCCGUUCUGGUUGGCCACUGACAGACCUGAGCUCCCCCUGACUUGGGUUGGGCAGUGCCUGUGUAUUUUUUUUAAAAAAGCAGUUCUCUUUAUAAAGUGUUAUUUUGAUAGCUUGUGAAUUUAAAAUUAUAUAUAUAUAUAUUUAUA